This is a messenger RNA of Drosophila mauritiana, 932 nucleotides long. RefSeq lists its product as uncharacterized. The coding region runs from base 30 to 872 and encodes 280 amino acids. The record is from RefSeq and is a predicted model, not a curated record. The transcript is spliced from 2 exons. NCBI's taxonomy places the organism in Eukaryota, Metazoa, Arthropoda, Insecta, Diptera, Drosophilidae.
AGUUUCAAACGAACCUCACAACGAGCAACAUGCAGUCACAUCUCAUCGCCGUCCUGCUGGCCACCGUGGCCAUCGGCUCCUGCAUCGCGAAUCCCAACCUCAUCUCGGGUCCUUCGCGAAUUCUUGAGAUAAUGAGCGCCACCAGUGAAGUCCAGCGUAAUAACCCACAGCUGACCAUAGAAUGUUUCGACUACUAUAAUGACCUAUUCAAAACCGAAUAUGCGGAAUAUGUGGAUGAGUACAAUCUGUGCCUCGAUAAGUAUGAUGGCGGUUAUGAACAGGUCCUGGAACAGUACAAUCCCGUUGUCUGGGACCUCAGCAACUCCACCUUCGAUUCCUGCAUGUUCCUGCUGGACUGCGAUAAGCAGAAUAACAGCGAAAAUGCCCUGUCCUGCUACUCCACUGAGGGUCCGAAAAAUUCCAAGCAGUUGUCCAGUGUGGCAUCCAAUGCUUCGGUCUCGGUCGUUACACUGCGUCAGGAGGUCGAGACUCUGGUGUUCACCCGUGACCAAUGCUGCUCUGCAUCGUCCAGAAGCUAUGAGAUCCGCUCCGGCGAGUCCUACGAAGAUCUUCAGAAGUGCCUGAACGGUGAGAUUCCUGUGCCGGAUAGAAGCACCACCACAAGCAGCAGCAGCACCAGCACCAGCGCCACCACUCCCACUGUUUCCACCACCGGAUCUGCUUCUACCACCACCCCAUCUCCUUCCAGCACCACCCCAUCUCCUUCCACCGCCAGCUCAUCCGCACCGAUUUCCUCAACAACGAGUUCUCCAUCGACAGUAGCGCAUUUUAGUCCCGUUGAAAACAGCAGUGGCAACAGCCAGCACCGAUUCCCAAGAAGACUGGAACAUAUUUUCAAACAUAUUGUUUAAGAGUUGACCAAUACAAGGGUCAAAAUCAAUAAACUAAACAGGAACAUUGCAAAACGACAA